Molecule: messenger RNA, 1727 nt
Organism: Cryptomeria japonica (Japanese cedar)
Lineage: Eukaryota; Viridiplantae; Streptophyta; Pinopsida; Cupressales; Cupressaceae
Product: cytochrome P450 71AU50
Exons: 2
Coding region: 74-1615 (513 amino acids)
Molecular function (GO): oxidoreductase activity, acting on paired donors, with incorporation or reduction of molecular oxygen; monooxygenase activity; heme binding
Source: RefSeq, a predicted model, not a curated record
CAUCGAAGGCACUAGUCAAAACAUCUCGAAAGCUUAAUCAUUAUUUUGCGCAUCAAAUUUCUUGGAGCUCCCUAUGGAAUUCCUGAACAUUUCAUGGAUUUCUAUCCUCAUAACUGUCCUGCUCGCAGGAUUUGUAGUAGGAAUAUCUAGGAAAAUGUCCAAAAUGCCGCCAGGGCCAACGCCCUUUCCCAUCAUUGGCAACCUUCAUUUAAUCUCCCGUCUUCCUCACAGAUCCUUCUCCUCUCUUGCCCAAAAAUAUGGCCCAAUUAUGACCCUCCACUUGGGUUCUCUCCCAACAGUCAUAAUUUCAUCUCCUGAAAUGGCUAAACAAGUCCUCAAAACGCAGGACCAUAUAUUUGCUAGCCGCCCUCCCAUGGGAGAUAACGACCAUAUCCUAAGUCCCCAGAAAGUUUCAAUCUCUCCAUAUAAUCCAUAUUGGAAAUUCAUGCGCAAAAUCCUCGUUUCUGAGCUUCUUUCGCCAAAGAGAUUGAAAUCAUUUGCACCCCUCAGAGCCCAAGAAGUUUCUGCAAUGAUACAUUCCAUACUACAAAAAGCCAUUGCCAACUAUAAGAGUGGCGUUAACCUCAUUGCUGUAGAUUUAUCUAGGGAGGUAGGUUUUCUCACUAAUAAUACCAUCUGCAGAAUGUCAUUUGGGAAAACAUGUAAUGACGAUCAAAUGGGUGGAAGAGCAUUCAAGGAAGUUUUGGAUGAUUGUCUUGCUCUAGCUGCUGGCUUUAAAUACAGCGAUUACAUUCCUCUGUUGGGUUGGUUUGAUUUGCAAGGCAAUAGACGAAGACACGCCAAGCUUACUGAGAUUUUUCAUCUGUUUGUGGAGAAAAUUGUGGAUGAGCACUUUGAAAGAAGGAAGAAAUCCAAUGGCCUGGAGUGUGAGGACUUUGUGGAUUUGCUUCUUUCUUUGUCUGAAGAUGAAUCCAUGGAGAUUAAAAUCAACAGAGACCAGAUCAAGAAAGUUAUUCUGGACUUGUUAGCUGCAGCCACAGAUACUUCAGGAAGCACAUUAGAAUGGGCAAUGUCGGAGUUACUUAGAGAUUCUUCAUCAAUGAUGAGGGUCCAAAAUGAGAUUGACUGUAUAGUUGGAUCCAAUCGUAUGGUUGAAGAAUCUGAUCUACCUCAUCUUAACUAUUUACAAGCAAUAGUGAAAGAAACAUUAAGACUUCACCCACCUGUCCCUUUGCUCAUUCCACAUCUAUCUAUGGAACAAUCAACAAUAGCGGGAUAUCAAAUACCAGAAAAUACCCAAGUUCUUGUGAAUGCUUGGGCUAUUGCAAGAGAUGCAAUUGCUUGGGAAGAAGCCAAUGAAUUCAAGCCAGAAAGAUUUAUAGGGAACCCAAUUGAUGUCAAAGGUCAAGAUUUUGAACUCAUACCUUUUGGUUCAGGAAGGAGAGGGUGCCCUGGAAUUAACUUGGCUUUGUCCUUAGUCCAUCUUGGCCUUGCACAACUAUUACAUUGCUUCAAUUGGAGUCUUCCUAUAGGGGUAACUCCUAAAAAUUUGGAUAUGUCAGAAGUAUAUGGUCUAACCAUGCCAAGGGCAAUCCAUCUUUAUGCCAUUCCAAUUCCCCGCCUUCAAAUAGGACUCUAUGAAACAAAAACCUAAUUUUUUUUAACUCUGUCUUGUAUGUGGCUUCAUACUACCAACUUUCACAGGUAGUGUAUUUAUAAAUCUAUGGUUCUUUCCCUAUAGUAUGCUCAAUAAUCUUCAAGUGUUA